Molecule: messenger RNA, 834 nt
Organism: Exserohilum turcica Et28A
Lineage: Eukaryota; Fungi; Ascomycota; Dothideomycetes; Pleosporales; Pleosporaceae
Exons: 4
Coding region: 1-834 (277 amino acids)
Cellular component (GO): plasma membrane
Molecular function (GO): acetate transmembrane transporter activity
Source: RefSeq, a predicted model, not a curated record
AUGGCACAUAGUCGCCCUAGCAUCGACUCGGAUCGUAUCGACAAGGAGCCUCGUCUCACGCAGACAACGACUAAUGUGUCGCUCAGCCCACAGUUGUUUGAGAGGCUCUGCCUAGAUUCCAUGAGGGCGAAUGCAAAUACGCAUGUCCGCACGACUCAAUACGCCAACUCCGUUCCUCUGGGGUUUCUAGGCUUUGUGAUUUCGACCUUUACCUUCUCCAUGGUGCUUAUGGGCUGGGGCGGUGCAAGAGGUCUUGAGGCCGUCGUUGGCAUUUUCUUCUUCACUGGCCCACUUCUCCUUACGCUCAGCACAAUCUUCAACUGGAUCCAGGGGCAGUUCUUUCCGAUGAUGGUUACAGGCCUCUUUUCAGUCUAUUGGCUCUCCUUUGGCCUGCUUCAGCUUCCAUCGCUUGGCCUGGCGGGUGCGUAUUCCAAGAACGGGAAUGCGGCGGAGGGCGCAUUGAGUCACGAGAUGAACGCCGUCCUUGCAAUUUAUUGCGUUGUUUGGGGAUUUGCAAUGGCAACAUUCGCGCUGUUCACUAUCAGGAUGAAUCUAGCGUUUGUAACACUCUUUGUGUUGGGGGCGGUAGCAACCUGGAUUCUGGGCGGAGCAUACUGGGCUCUGGCUAAUGGGCAGUUUUCCAAGUCUAUGAUGCUGCAGAAGAUGGGCGGUGCCAUAUUGUUCGUGAUAGCGGUACUGGGCUGGUACAUACUUGUUGCAAUCAUGCUGGUGGAGAUGGGGUGGUCCAUCACUCUGCCUCUAGGCGAUCUCAGUCGUUACUGGGAAAAGCGGGAUGUUGAACUUGGAGCUGUCGAAACCGAAAAGAACGACUGA